UCUCCUUUUCACGUUUUCUUGUCAUCAAUUAAUCAACACUGUUCCUGCAUUAUCUGAGCUAUAAUUUUGGCCAUCCAUAAAUGUCUUCUUAUAGCAUGCAAUUUACACACUUCCAUGGUUUAUCCUCUUUUCUCCAAAUUUCAUUCUUUGUUGACUGUUUAGCUUAUAUUAAUUAAUUGUAGCAACUAUUUUCUAAAAUACUAAAAUUCAUACAUUAAGAUAGCAAUACUCACAAUCAACCAGUUGAAAUUUUCAUCACAUAAUAGUUGUAAUGGGUAGCCUACUGCUUGAACAAAUUAAAAAGCAAACAACAAAUUUCCUACAAGAAAAAUAUAAAUCUGCUAGGAUGACAUUUACAGAUGUCACAGGAGCUGAAUUGCUAGCAGAGGAAGCAACAAAUAAGGAUGAUUGUAGCCCUGAUGCCAAAACAAUGACUAAAAUUGCUGAGGCAUCAUUUGACAUUGAUGAAUAUUGGAGGAUUGUUGAUGUUCUUCAUAGAAGGUUGUACAAUGUUGAUUGGGAACAGUGGAGACAAUCUUACAAAGCACUAGUUCUUCUAGAAUUCAUGCUCACACAUGGUCCUUCAGAUUUUGCUCAAGAAUUUCAAUGUGAUGCGGAAAUUAUUGAAGAACUAGGAAAUUUUACUCAUAUUGAUGAUAGAGGGUUUAAUUGGGGAUCAAGAAUGCAAAAACUAUCAAACGAAAUACUAAAACUUUUGCAGGGUGGAGAAUCUCUAAAUGAAGCACGUUUGAAGGCUCUAAAAAUAACAAAUGAAAUACAAGGGUUUGGUAGUUCAGUGAACUCUAACUCUCCAUCAUCAAUAUUAUCAGCUAGCCCAUUAUCUUCUGAAUUUGCAUCACCAGCUGGUUCUUCAUCAUCUAGUUCAUUUUCUCCCACAAGCAAUGAUUCCGAUAACAAAUAUAUAGUGCCACAAAAUGAUUUGGAUGAAAGCCACCUUUGGGAUGGUUCAACAGCUGAAGAGAUUUUGAUUGAUUCUGAGGAUGAUGAUGAAAUGGGAAAACCAAAAGGUUUUGUAAGUGAAAUGUGUUCAAAGAUUAUUGCUGGUAGUAGUGCUAUUGGAAGUCGUGAAAAGAUUGAAUUUAGAUGCCUUUCUGAUGUUGGGAGGAGGGCUACUAAGAAGAGAUAUGGUCGCCAAAAUUCACUCUGGUUUUAAAAUAAUUAUUAUUAUCUACACGUCACGUUCGAUUAAUCAUUAAUUGUGUACAAAAAUAUAAGUAAUUUAGUUGAGUAGAUGAUUAAUUUAUA
This is a messenger RNA of Cicer arietinum (chickpea), 1266 nucleotides long. RefSeq lists its product as uncharacterized. Lineage: Eukaryota; Viridiplantae; Streptophyta; Magnoliopsida; Fabales; Fabaceae. Gene Ontology annotation, cellular component: endosome; clathrin vesicle coat; plasma membrane. Gene Ontology annotation, biological process: endocytosis. The record is from RefSeq and is a predicted model, not a curated record. Gene Ontology annotation, molecular function: phospholipid binding; clathrin binding.